GAGCGCGACAGCGAGCGCGCGCUGGGGAACUUAACUCCGCGGACUUUGAUUGCACUUGUUUUUUUCCUGUUUAAUUGAGUUUUAUAGUGAAUUCGUGUCGUUUUUUUUUCACGAUAAGUGAGAAUAAAUCGCGGGAAGAACUCCGGGGGACAGGACAGGACAGGACAGGACGAGGCGCUCGCGGCCGCACCUGAGUUCCCCCAUGACACCUGUCGCAGGUGUGUUUGUGUUCAGGCGCGAGCGCAGACUGACACCUGGUGCACGAGCUGCUGCGCGCGGUAGAGCGUUAUUAUAACGUAUUUCUAACAUUAUCUAUCGUUUCAUCAUUAUUAUUAUUAUUGCUAUUAGUUUUAUAACCGUGAGAAUGAAAGUGACGGUGAACUUCGGCAGUACCGGAGUGGUGGUUCCGUGUAAGGACGACUGGAUCGUUCGGGAUCUGAUCGACCAGGCGACUCAGCGCUACAGGAGGAUCGUGGAGCAGGAUGGGGAGUUUCUGGUGCGUACACAUCAUGUGGAGUACGCUGACGGUGGGAUUCUCGACCCUGACGAUAUGCUCGCGGACCUGGUGGAGGACAAGGACAAGCUGAUAGCAGUGUAUGAGGAGAAGGAGCUCCAGUCGAGGACAUCGGUUAGCCCAGGCGGUAGUGUGGCGUCCGGAUACUCCAGUCCCUACGCCUCAGAGCCUGAGCUGGGCGUCCUGCAUCCCUCAGUGGGCACGGAGAUCGAGGUCACUUCCAGGACCCUCAAGUCCAACACGCCGCUGCUGGUCAGGUGCAGCAGUGACCUGAUGCUGUCGCGACCGAUGGACUACGGGAGUCGAGACACCGAAAACAACAACAACCGACCAACACCAACGGGAGCUGGCCAUGUGCUUACAGUGAAGAGUGUAAACAUGGAUACGCCAAAAGAUGACAUGAUGACCAACAGGAGGACCAACAACAACAACAGCAGCAGCAGACUCACCAGGACGGUGGACAUUUCCGGGAAUACGGGACCUCUAGGAAUUAAAGUCGUACCUUAUCUUUCAUCACUGAGUGGACGUUCACUGGGCCUCCAUGUAAAAGGCAUCGAGGAGAACAGUCGCACCAACAGAGAGAGACUGUUCGAGGAGGACGAGUGCAUCGUGAAGAUCAACGACGCCGAGCUCAUAGACAACUCCUUCGCUCAGUCUCAGGAGAUGUUCCGACAGGCCAUGUCGUCUCCGGUCGUGAGGUUGGAGGUUCUCCCCGUGGCCAACAAGCUCCAGUACGAGAAGAGCCUCAUCAGCCAGCUCUUCAGCGGCAUCGACCCCGCCCACUCCGCCGUCCCCAAACCCAAGAGUCCCUUUGCGCUCCGGAAAGCCGACGUUAGACCUUCUGACCCCGCCCCACCCGUGACCCCGCCUCUAAGGGAGGAUCCCAUGGUGAGACGCAGCCCCGUCGCGGCGGACCGCCGUGAGCAAACCCCGCCUCUUCUCAUCAGUGCCUCGCCCACACCCAGAAGUCGCAGCGACAGCCCCGCCUCCACAGGAAACCCCUCCCUUAUAGCGCUACCGAACGCUAAUAAGAAAAUUGCCAAGAAGAUGAUCAAUUUAACAAAAGGUCCGGACGGUCUGGGCUUCACCGUGGUGACCAGAGACAUGACCGUCCACGGGCCCGGACCCAUCCUGGUGAAGAGCAUUCUGCCCCGUGGCGCCGCCGUGAGAGACGGACGUCUCCAAUCCGGGGACCGCAUCCUGGAGGUAAACGGAGUGGACAUCAGUGGUUACAGACAGGAGGAACUGGUGGCGAUGUUACGCAGCACAAAGCAGGGAGAGACCGUCUCACUCCUAGUGACCAGACAGGAGGAACCCUUCUUACCUCGGGAACUGAAAGGAGAGCCGUCUGGUCCGACCCUGUCUGAGGAUGGCCGAGAGCACCUGGUGUACGAGAUUCCUGUAAGCGACUCGGGGUCAGCCGGACUCGGCCUCAGUCUGAAGGGCAACAAGUCCAGGGAGACGGGCGAGGACCUGGGUAUCUUCAUCAAAUCCAUCAUCAACGGAGGGGCUGCUUCUAAGGAUGGUCGUCUACGAGUGAACGACCAGCUCGUGGCCGUCAAUGGCGAAUCCCUUCUCGGCCGAUCCAACAACGAUGCCAUGGAAACCCUGAGACAUUCUAUGUCUUUGGAAGGGAAUCAUCGAGGAAACAUCCAGUUAGUUAUCCUCCGAGCAGUGGAACCACCUGCCCAGGAAAGACGACGAGACGGAGGUCAGGGCAGAGGGACAUCCCCAGCUUUUCGUGCCAGCCCCCAGAAUGAUGCCGCUCCACCACCCAUGGUCAUCAACAGCAUCUACGACCGUGCUCCAGGUCCUGUCGCAGCCUCUAAUGGGAGACCCGGGAUGUAUGACGGCGACUCUGACGAAGACAACUUCCCUUCUGGUGCUUCCGAUAUGGAGUCAGAUUACAACUCACGUCAUGGAUACGCGCGCAACAGGGCGGAACGAGGACCCGCCUCCAACAUAGGACGUCCGACAUAUAAUGACCUUUACCACCCACAGAGAUUCCCAGAGAAUUAUGCACCAAAGGCUUCUAAAAGCAUGGACCUGGUGGCAGACGAGGGUAACAUUGGGGGCAGACCAGCACAGAGACCUGCACCCUCGACAUCUCUGGGACCGACUUUAGGCCUACAAAAGUCCAGCUCUCUGGAGAGUUUGCAGACAGCCAUGGAGGAGGCGAGUAAGAGCAGCGUUCCCUUUCACCGGCCCGCCGGUCCUAUGGUACGCGGCCGUGGCUGCAACAUGAGCUUCCGGCAGGCCAUCGACAAGUCCUACGAUGGACCCUCAGAGCCUGAGGACGGUUACUCCGAUGACAGCUCGGGAAGAGACACGCCAGCCAGCGGUUCUUCGCGGCAGGAACUGGAAGACGGAGACAAAGGGAAAAAGAAGAAGACCAAAAAGAAGAAGGAAAAGAAGUCCAAGCCCAAGAAAAAAGACGAUGCCGAUGACCCGGACAAGAAGGCGAAGAAGAAGGGGUUUGGACUCCUGAGAUUUGGCAAAAAGAACAAAAGCAAAGCAAAGCUGGGCUCGCUAAGUGAAGAGGAGCUCAAUAGGAGUGAAUCAGAAAUGUUAACGGAGGCCGACACGCCCGCUCCACCACGUGGCCACCUGCCUGAUGUAGAAGACGACGAUUAUGACCCGAACUAUGCCCGCAUCAAUAACUUCAGAGACCCGCCUCCUCCUAGCCACGCCUCCUACCCAAACCGCAUGCCUUCUCCUCAUCAUGUCCCACCCACAGGCCCCGCCUACAACAUACCUAUGAACAGUGAGGACCCCCGGGAAGGGCUCUACGCCAAAGUCAACAAGAUAAAGACUCCCUCGCAGUCAGCAGCCGAGAGUAACGAGGCCCGUCUGCAGCAGAUCCGGAGUCAGCUCCAGCAUCUGAAACCGUCUCCAUCGUACCCGGAGGCAGGAGCAGGACCCCGAGUCCAGGAGUACGAUCAGUCACGGAUAAGAGGUCCUGAUUCCCGCAUGGCUCCAAGAUACGAAGACGUUGAUCGACAGUAUGCAUUUGCACCCAGACGAACAGCUGUGGAAGGCCACAGAGAAGCAGACCGUCACCAGAACCGCAGCCCCACCUACAACACAAACCAACCCACCCAGCCAGGUGCGAAUCGUGUUCCCGUAACACGAUCUGGACCCCUUAGAUACGACAUGCCCCCGUCCUCCUCUUCAGGCCAGCAGGGAGUGCCAAGCUAUGAAGCUGCCAUCAAAGCAAACAGUCGCAUGGCUGGUCCCAAUCAGUAUGGCGCGUAUGAAGAUGGGCAGUACCCGAACCAUCGGACCAAAAACUCAGCCAUCGGAGCUGUGUAGAAUAAAAUGUAGCCUAAUUUUCUAGCAAGUACCUACUGUAGCACACUAAGAUAUUAAGGGGUUUCAUGUUAAAGGGGUAAUUUUUUGCCAGGUAAACACUCCUUGACGGCAAUGUAGAAAAUUAUAUUGUGGCAGCCAUUGUAACUAAAUCUGAGUUCUAUUCUUUAAGUUCAUUCAUGUUCAAGCUAUGGUCAGGGUAGGUUUCUCAAGGGUUCUGUGAGUGAUAAUACUGUAGGUUUCUCACUUCCUAAAGUAUCUUUAGGUCUACAAGGGAAACCAACUUCAUGGUAUACACUAUGCAAAAUCAUUUAUAGCAGUUGACUCGACUUGCCUGCUAGCGGUUUCUUCAGUUCCAUCUGUAGACUCUUUAUUUUCUGGAAAAAAACAGAGUACCCCAUUUUCCAAGUACUGUAUGCACGCCAGUCCAGAAUAGGGUCACCAUUAUUACUUAAGGGCUCUUCAGUGAAAUAAUUUAGGGACCUUCUGGCUUCCAGAUGUAAUUUAAGUGUUGAACAAUGCCAGCAUAACCUUAGCGCCACAUUUCCUAAAAUGUCAUCCAUAUUUUGGAGUAGGGUAUAGUUGGCAAAAAUUCAGAAAGGAUCUGAAUGCAGGGGAUGACCUUUUUGAGGGAACCUUUUAGGAGGACUUUUUUAAUGUAGACUUUAUAAAAAAAUCUUUUGUAGCCACUCGAAUUGCACCUAAUCCACAAUCAUAUGAAUUUUAAAUGACACACUGGUAUAUAAUUACCCACAAAGAAUCUUUGAUAACCCAUUUUCCGAGGAUGUACAGUACACCAAUCCACACGUAUUCUUUACUGGUUUCCCAAAGCAACAACCUUUUGGCAUAUAGAUUGACCCUAGUGUUGAAUAAUGCUAGCAAAAUUUGGUUGCCACAUUUAGUAAAAAAUCUAUCCUUAUUUUUACCCUGGAGCAGGAAUAGGGUAUAGUUGGGCACUUGCCUAAAAGGUUCCAGAUGCAAGGGGGAACCAAAAUCUCUUGUAGCAGUCAAUUUGACUUGCAGCUCAUCUCUAGCUUAAAGUCCAUGUUUAACCACAUAAGUAUCAGAAGAAGCCUUGGGCAAAUCUUUUUCCAAGGCUGUACACCAAUUUAGAAAGUAGCUAGCUUUGUUCUUUUCUGAGAUAGAAUAACUGUCAAGCCUUUUAGAUUUAACCUAGUGUUGCAUAAUGCAGGCAUAAUCUCUGAGCUGUGUUAAACCUUGUGAUUCUUGCCGAUAUCUGGAAGUUAUUGAAUUUUAGAAGAAACAUUUUUGUCUACUUUGAAUAAUGUAAAGACAAGGUAAGUUAACCAAAUGCUGGAAGUAAAAGACAUAAAAAAACACUUUUAAUUCUUUAUAAUGUUAAUAGUUUAAAUGUUGUAAAUAUUUCUUUCUACUUCUCGUGUUAUAUACUGGAGAGAUUUACUUUUGUCCAGUCUUGGACUUUGUAGGCUUGGACUACAAAUCAGUUUGGACCUUUGUGUUGUUUUAUACGAUCCAUAUAUAAUUCCCGAUGCUGUUCGGUCUAGUUUAGCAGGAGAUAAACCGCUCGUCUGUGGUUUUCCACGGCCUUUAAUCUGUGUGGUUUCUCUCAGAGCUCCAAGCUGUGGUUUGCCACUCUGUGUUAUCUGAUAACUCGCAAGUCUCUGUUUUCUCGCCGUAUUAUCCCGAAGACUCUUCAUAGAGCAGAGCGAUACCAGAAUUUAGAUCGUUAUCAAGGAAACAAGGACAUGCUACCAACUUUCGUUGUCUUGUUUCUCACAUAGUUACACUCGAAGCUGGGAAUCUCAUUAUUUCGCCUCCCUUUAACGAAGGAAGCUUCAGGGUGAGUGCAGUGCCAAAUGAAAAAUAGGAAAUAAAAUUAAGAGGAAUGUCUUCUAAAAUUCUUUGAGGAAGUUGUUGAUUUUCUUUUUUUUUGUUUCUAUGUAAUUAUUAUUAAAUCUUUAUAGAUAAAAUGAAAUGUUGUAUUUUAUUAUUCUAAUAUGUUUUUUAAUGGUAAGAUGGAUCCUGUGCCUUUACUGUUUUUUUUUUGUUUUUUUUCUUGGUGCACAUUUUCAAAAAAAAGUAUCUUACAUUUACAUUAGCCUCAUUUAUUUUUCGGUGUUAAAAAUUUCCAAACACUGGCACAUUGUCGCAUUUUCACAUUGCACACGAAAGAAGUAUAGAAUUUCUGAAACGGAAUGGAAGGUACUUUUGCAUUCUGCUUUUCUUUUCAUAUAUUUAUUCUAAAGGUUUAUUAUAAUUUUUUUUUGUUGUUGAAAGAACAAAUUGAAGAGUUAUGAUGGUUAAACAUGCGUAAGUGUGUUUCAUCCAGAAGAAUAAACAGAUUAUUUAGAUGUGUUAAUAUAUUAAGAAAUCAAUGUGUUGAUUGUUAUUCUAUGUUUUUAACCAUGUUUUGCAUUAAAUUAAA
Clarias gariepinus (North African catfish) is the source of this 6230-nucleotide messenger RNA. It is a transcript of the gene pard3ba, whose product is annotated as par-3 family cell polarity regulator beta a. The record is from RefSeq and is a predicted model, not a curated record. Gene Ontology annotation, cellular component: apical junction complex; adherens junction; cell cortex. Gene Ontology annotation, molecular function: phosphatidylinositol binding; protein binding. Gene Ontology annotation, biological process: establishment of cell polarity; cell adhesion; microtubule cytoskeleton organization. The transcript has 23 exons. The coding region runs from base 365 to 3826 and encodes 1153 amino acids. Lineage: Eukaryota; Metazoa; Chordata; Actinopteri; Siluriformes; Clariidae.